Molecule: messenger RNA, 838 nt
Organism: Mangifera indica (mango)
Lineage: Eukaryota; Viridiplantae; Streptophyta; Magnoliopsida; Sapindales; Anacardiaceae
Product: LOB domain-containing protein 27-like
Exons: 2
Coding region: 11-838 (275 amino acids)
Source: RefSeq, a predicted model, not a curated record
UGUUACAAAUAUGACCCUGAAGGGUGGCACCAGUCAAGCCUGUGCAGCUUGCAAAUACCAACGACGAAAGUGCCAUGCUGAGUGCCCUUUAGCUCCUUAUUUCCCUCCUGACCAACCUAAAAUGUUUCAAAAUGCUCAUAAACUAUUCGGUGUUCGCAAUAUCUUGGGUAUUUUAAAGAAUUUAGACCCUGAUCAAAAGACUGAAGCAAUGCGUUCCAUUAUUUACCAAGCUGAUAUUCGUGAUCGGUAUCCUGUUCAUGGUUGUUUGGGCAUUAUUUGUCAACUAGAGUACAGAAUUUGGCAGACUGAAGAGGCGCUUCGUGCUGUUCAUCCACAACUAGAGAUGUAUAGACAUCAUUAUCAUUAUCAACAAGAAGAUGUGCCUUCACAACUUGAAUUGGGCAUGGCUCCUCCUAAUAAUAAUAACAGCAAUUCCCUUCCACUUUUCAAUCAGACUCCACAUGCUUUGCCUCUUUCUGGCUCAUAUUCUUCUAUUAAUAACAACUCCACAACUGACAUGGAUUCCAAAGAUAAUGCUGUUAAUUCUAUGUGGAUUCAACAUCAAUAUGCUACUCCUACCACCAACAAUUCCAAUUCUAUAGCCAUUCAAUCUCAUCAACCUUUGGCCAUUCAGCAAGAGGUUAUUCAUGAUUACGAUGAGAUGCAUCCCUUUUUUGAUACCAUUGAUGACAGACAAUCAUACAUUGAUUCUAAGGAGGCUUACGACUCAAGUUCGGAAGAAUCGCUGAAAGAUACAACACAAUCGAUUGAGCACGUUGCAGAAAAUGAAUUGAAGAGUGCUGCUGCAUGCUUCAGUCUGAUCAGUAUCAAUAGAUAA